GUUACGAAUUUAGAUGCACGUGCACCCUAUUAUAUCAUAGCAAAAAGGUUAUUUUUAGAAACCCGCUAAGUAGCUGUCUCUUUCUGUCCUUUUUUCUUUCUUUUAUUUUGUCGUCUGUCGCAAGAAGUGACUAAGAUGGCUGGGCGACCCGCAGGCUUUUCGGAUGGCGAAUCGGAUGAUGAUGAAUUUGGAGUUUAUGAAGCACCUGCUUCAUUACCGAAUUUACGAGUUCGACCACCUAUUAAUCCGUUACCCCAGACUCAGGUUAUCAAAAAGUCUGAUGUUGAUUUGGAGGAUUUCCGUAUAGCCACCAUGAAGGGAAACCUCCAAUCAGUCAAGUUGUACGUUGAAAAUGGAGUCUCAGUCAGCCAGGUGCUGAGGUCAGGUUGGACGGCAUUGAUGUACUCUGUGAGCUGUGGGAGAUGGCAAGUAACUGAAUACCUUUUGGAAAAAAAAGCCAAUCCCAAUUUCCAUAAGGAGCUAUUCACCCCUCUCAUGGCUGCCUGUGCAUCUUCUCAUGAGGUUGAAGAUGACCUGGUCAAAUGUGUUGAGCUUCUGAUUACCCACGGUGCUAAUGUCAAUGCCACUGAGAGGCACAAAGUGACACCUUUAAUGUUUGCCUGUAAAGAAAAAAGACUUGAAAUUGUACAAACUUUGUUAAAGAGAAAUGAAAUCAACAUUGAUUUGCAGGACCAUCAUGGUUGGAGUGCCUUAAUGUGGGCCGCCGAUAAAGGAGACGGAGCUAUAGUGCGAGCUCUUUUGGAGCACGGCGAAAAGGGGGCAGACACACACCUAAUGUCUAGUAGCGGACAGAAAGCCGUUGACGUUGCUCUGAUAGCUGGACACAAAGAUGUGGCGGCCCUUCUAGAUCUAACACUGAAACCGCAAGAAUCUCUGGCGCCAGCCCCACCGCCAUCCACCGAUUCGAUUGCAACAGUAACUGAACUGGAAACCGUAUUGAUGGGCCUUGAUUUGACGUGCCUUCUGCCAAAUUUUUACGAGCACAAGAUGAAUUACGACUCGUUUCUUCUCAUGGACGAUGGAGACUUGGAUCGGAUGGGCAUCACUCAAGUUGGCUACAGAACGAGACUGUUGAAUGCAGUCAAAGAAAUCCACACCAAAGAGUGGGAGCGAGGAAGUUUACCUGCCAUACAAUACAGCAAAUAUCUCAGCUGUCCUGAAGCAACUGCACUUGUUGGUAAUCUAGCCAUUCAUGGACGCUAUAUGCUUGCCAGCGUCGCCUAUCUUCGCGAUCAAAUUCAGCGCAAACCGAGGAUUCUCCAACUAGGAAUGGAGACGGCAUCAGUCCACGCAUUGUCCGCUCAGACACAAUACGCCAUGAAGCAGAUCAACGAAUUACAAAGUCAACUCAAGUUCCUCAAACUUUAUCUCGACAAGGUUCAAGAUAAAGCGGAAUUUGUUCCAGCCGAUUUGAUCACAGAGAGAAACGGCUAUUACGAUAAAAGAGAUCGAAGUUUCUGGCGACGUCCAUGGGGUCGCUACAUAGUUAUGGCAGUUGUGGCCUUCACCGGGGGCCUUGUCUUAUGGAGCACUCCUUCGCGCUUCCUCCAACACUCCACUGCGGUUCUCCUUGUGGCGUAGUCAUCUCGAGAAAGUCACAUAGUUUAUUCUGGUACCUUUCUUUAUAUAUUUUUUUUUUCAAACAGAUCGAUUCUCGAUGUGAGAAAUGCGUUGUACAUGACGAUGAUAUUAAACUCGCCAAAAUCCAA
Daphnia carinata is the source of this 1730-nucleotide messenger RNA. Its product is annotated as ankyrin repeat, SAM and basic leucine zipper domain-containing protein 1-like. Gene Ontology annotation, molecular function: protein binding. The coding region runs from base 136 to 1602 and encodes 488 amino acids. NCBI's taxonomy places the organism in Eukaryota, Metazoa, Arthropoda, Branchiopoda, Diplostraca, Daphniidae. Gene Ontology annotation, cellular component: pi-body. The record is from RefSeq and is a predicted model, not a curated record. The transcript has 7 exons. Gene Ontology annotation, biological process: piRNA processing.